CCCAAGAUGCACCUCGGCUUUAAUGCGCUGAAGCAAGAUGGCGAGUAAAACAAGCAAAGACGGUCCUCCUCCUUUUGAUUGUCCAUCAUGGGCAGGCAAACCACCCACAGGGCUUCAUCUGGACGUGAUGAAGGGGGACAAAUUGAUAGAGAUGGGGGUUCCUCUGUGGCUGCUCGGCUUCAAACGAAACUGAUCAUAGAUGAAAAGAAGUUUUACCUGUUUGGAAGGAAUCCCGACUGGUGCGACUUCACCAUCGACCAUCAGUCCUGCUCUCGGGUUCAUGCGGCGUUAAUCUACCACAAACACUUAAAAAGGGUCUUUCUCAUAGACCUAAACAGCACACACGGUACUUUUCUUGGCCACAUUCGCCUUGAACCCCACAAGCCUCAGCAGGUUCCCAUAGACUCUACCAUAUCUUUUGGGGCGUCGACACGGACUUACACCAUUAGAGAGAAACCCCAAACCCAAGGCACUGCUGGCACAGGAGACAGCAAGUUGGGGGAUGAAGAGGAGCUCAAAGGACUGCUUGGACUUCCAGAAGAAGAGACAGAGCUGGAGAACCUGACAGAGUUUAACACGGCUCACAACAAACGCAUCUCCAUCCUGACAAUCGAGGAAGGCAACCUGGAAAUCCAGAGGCCAAAGAGGAAACGCAAGAACUCCAGAGUUACUUUCAGUGAAGAAGACUCCAUUAUUAAUCCAGAAGAUAUAGACCCCUCAGUCGGGCGCUUUAGAAAUAUGGUGCAGACAGCUGUCAUCCCCAUGAAGAAGCGGAGAUCUGACAGCCAAAAUACUCUGGGUCUGGAUGACUUGGCUUCCAAGCGCAUUCACGGCUACAGCUUGGGUGGAGGUCUGUACGGGGACUUGCCUCCAACCAGCCACGAGAACAAGCCAACAGGAGCUCCAGGAGGUGCUGCUAUGCAGGGUGGGCUUCCUCUGCCCUUCCCCAACCCAGCGCCUGAGGUAGAUCUGGCCCCAGAGGCUCCUCAGCCCCCGAUCACACUCAACCCCACACCAGUGACAGCCCCUUACCUACCAGAGACCGUCAACGAGCCACGAAAAAAGAAGUAUGCCAAAGAAGCUUGGCCGGGGAAGAAACCCACCCCUUCACUUCUCAUCUAACCAGUUUUAUAACACUGCUGACUCUCAGGUUCCCAGCAGGACCAUCAGGGACUGUGACCUGUCAGGGGUGGAACUCUUCGCCUCUGUUUUUAUUUGUUAUAUUAUACAAGUGCAAAAUACACAACAUCCUCCACAAACUACAUUGACAUCAAAAGUAUUUAGUUUUUUUACAACAAAAUACCUGGCAGUUAAAUGAACUACAGAGUGAUAGACUAUAUGGAUAUAAUGAUGGAGUUGUGUGCUGAAUGACUUUGAGUUGAUGUAAACUUGUAUUUUAUAUAUGUUCCAAAAUUUUUUCACUCUUUCAGAAUAUUGAUAAAACUAUUAAAAGAGUUGCAAAAAAAGUGGUUUUAUUCGUAUCUUACUGUGAGAAGUCAAGAUAGCCCCAAGACUUCAAAUGUAAGCAAACUUUUUUCCAAACACAGCUGUAUUUUAUUUUUAAAGCAAGUUGAUUUUUAUGAAAAAAUGUUUUACCGGUAGUUAGCUGUCAGUUGUGCUGUGUUGUAUUUCCGCCUUUACUCCACUUGGUGGUGACUUAAGCAAACAAGACUGGUUUCUGUUAGAGGCUGAAAACUUCAGUUUUCAUUUGCAUCUUAAAGCAGUGCUCUGUUACACUAACAUCCAGUUUUUUUCUGCUACAAUAAGUGUGAAGUACUUUCUCAUAUUCUCAGAACAACCAUACUGUAAAAAAUAGUUUUUACGCUUUUUUGGAUUGCUAUUUAAAGUGUACAAGCAUAGCAGAUUGGAGAAAAGCACAAUAACAAUUUACUACAACAUAAAAGGCUACUAAAAUAUUAUUCAGACUGUUGUAAUGCAUACUUAGCAUUAUUAUCUGUAAAAUGCUGCCUUAACCAGCUCGAGAUAUGUCUGCAGAUUAGAAAACUAAACAUUAGGCUUAGCCUUUUCUUACUUAUUGAGUGUUCAAAUUUGAAGAAAUGUACGAAUCUAUGUAAUAAAAUGAUUCGCAUACAAAUGCCUCAGACAAAACUUGCAUCAGAAACACUGUAGUUAUGCUUACCAGUAUUUUUUAUUUUUUUAAAUAAAGUCUAGCAGCUUUGACAUCUGGUUGAUUUAUAAUUGUUGAAUUUCAUAUCAUCUGGUCAAGUUGGAGAUUCCCUCUAAAUUUAAAAAAUACUGACUUAUUUUGUGGAUUUUCCGGUGCAAAAGAAAAAUAAGUUGUUUUAUUAAAAAAACUACACCAGUGACUCUACACUUGAUUGGUUAUGUGGAUUUUGUAAUAUGUAAAUAAAAACAAAAAAUACUUUUUUGA
Gambusia affinis (western mosquitofish) is the source of this 2392-nucleotide messenger RNA. It is a transcript of the gene ppp1r8b, whose product is annotated as protein phosphatase 1, regulatory subunit 8b. Gene Ontology annotation, molecular function: mRNA binding; protein serine/threonine phosphatase inhibitor activity; protein binding. Bases 88 to 1122 code for a protein of 344 amino acids. Lineage: Eukaryota; Metazoa; Chordata; Actinopteri; Cyprinodontiformes; Poeciliidae. The record is from RefSeq and is a predicted model, not a curated record. Gene Ontology annotation, cellular component: nuclear speck. The transcript is spliced from 8 exons.